Molecule: messenger RNA, 1032 nt
Organism: Orbilia oligospora ATCC 24927
Lineage: Eukaryota; Fungi; Ascomycota; Orbiliomycetes; Orbiliales; Orbiliaceae
Exons: 2
Coding region: 1-1032 (343 amino acids)
Biological process (GO): tRNA splicing, via endonucleolytic cleavage and ligation
Molecular function (GO): tRNA 2'-phosphotransferase activity
Source: RefSeq, a predicted model, not a curated record
AUGACAAGAGGUAGCCGCUCUUCGAGAGGCGGGCGCCGAGGUGGGAUGGACAGAAUCGAACAGGUCUCGAGGGCGUUGUCGAGAACGCUGCGGCAUAGUGCGCAUGAAGAAAAAUUAAAUAUAAGGGAGGAUGGAUAUGUCAAUGUUGAAGAACUUCUAAAUUCGAGGAAAUACAAAGAUCUCCAGCUCGACUUCCCGACACUGUGUCAAGUGGUCCAAGAGAACUCGAAGAAACGGUUUAAGAUCAUACGUGAGGUUUCCGACUCAGCAUCGACACCUCCGCUUCUUAGUAGCGUCAGUGCGGCCACUUCGACAGAGCCGUCGGUUUCAACGGAUCCAAAAGUUAAGGUAUCCGGUGUCGAAGACUUUCUACCAGACUUUGAUAAUGAUCCUAAUCCCGACCCGAGUCACUACUUCAUCCGUGCAAACCAGGGUCACUCGAUUUCUAUUCAGGAUGACUUGUUAUUGCAGCCGAUUGAUGAACAGAACGUCCCAGAUAUAUGUGUACAUGGAACAUACUACUCGGCUCUAACACUGAUUCUCCAAAGCGGAGGGCUCAAGAAGAUGACCCGCACGCAUAUUCAUUGCGCUGCGGGUUUACCAAAAGCAUCCGUUCACCCGGAAACUGGGGAGGAGAUUCCGGCAGUUCUUAGUGGCAUGAGAUUUGAUGCCGAAGUAUUAUUUUACAUUGAUAUUCUUAAGGGCGUGCAAGAUGGGCUGAAGUUUUGGAGGAGCGACAAUGGUGUCAUAUUAACAACAGGGAGGGAAGAGGAGGAUUGUCUACCGAUGGAUUAUGUUCUACGGGUUGAAGACGUAGGUGGUAGGGCGGGAGGAGGUGAACUGUGGACGAGGGAUGAGGGUGUCAUAAAGGAAUGGCCAAAGACCGGGAAGGGAAAGUCGGCCCCCAGAUCCUCUAGAAAUGGUCAGAGCAACGGAGGUGGGAGAGGGGGCAGGGGUCGGUCUAGGCCAAAAGUACGGGUCGAAGAUGUUUUGGAUGAUGUGUCCGAAACUCUAGAUAAUACUAAAAUAUGA